AUGAGCAAAAGGAACUGCAGAGAAAGUGAGCCAGUGGAAGCCUAUUGUUUCCUUGUUGCUGCUAACUUCACUGAGCAAGGUCAUGUCUCUGUUCCUGCAGGACCAGCAAAGAACUGCAACGUUUCUCGAAGCAAUGAUGAAGCCAUUGCUAAAGUAUACAACAAUGAUAUGCUUAUGCGUCAUAUAGUGAGCUUUGUGACAGAUAUCAAUACCUUGAACUCAUACGUAUCUGUUGAAAUCGGUGAUGUGUGGUUUGUUUUGCCAUCAACGACUUUGGACAAUCGUAGGGACAAGAAUAAACGUUGUACGACUCAGCCGUUGAAAUUGAUGAACACUUUGUACGGAAUGGCUGAACGAUUUGCAUUGGGAAUUACGAACGUCAGACUUGGUGGGGCAGAGCUGUGGAGUGCCGGAGUUCAGAACCACCAAUUAAUUGUGACAGCUGAUCUUCUCCGCUUUAUCAAUGACAGAUUGAAAAACCUCAGAUCGAUCUCAUUUCGGCAUUGCGGCUUCGAUGAAUGUGCCAUGGGAUAUCUUUCGUCAAUGGAGUGUUCGCUUCCUGAUCGGAUACGAGAAUUAUCUAUUUGUGGCGUUUGGUUCGACAGAAACCCAUUGAUCUCAGAAUUUUCGAGGCUAAUAACUCCUUCCCUGCGCGUGUUGAAGUUGGAGACCUUCAAAGUAGGACAGUUAGGUUCCAUGUUGUUAGACCGAGUGCGAAAUCAACAAAUGGUUCUUGAUGACAUCCACAUCCAGCUAAGUCCGUCGUCUUUACAAGGAGUAUCGGUAAAUGCUCUCCGAAAUUUCCUCAACGACGUGUCUGCAGUUACUCGGGAAUUUCGCAUUGAUGUACAUAGUCCUCGUCGAAGUGGCGAAAUCCUGCUGUUUGCUAUUCGAAAUAUAACAUUCUUGACAAACAUCGCAGAACUUCGGCUCUUUGUGCAGCCGUCAAGCCGUACAGAAGCUGAAAAUGUCACCCAUAUUUUCAAUCAUCUUGGCAAGUUGCCUAACCUACGGAAAUUUGCGUGUGGGAACUGGAAGAGCUACGAUGUCACUGCUGCACUGAGUAACGGAUUGAGAUUCUGCUUUCUCCUACGUGAUCUUGAAAUUUGCUGUCUCAGCACUUUGCUAGUGUCCACUGUUCAAGGCAUUACGGUAAUCAACGAUGGUGCUAUGUGGAAGUCGAGGGACGCAAACUGCGGAGUUAAUCAUCGCUUUGUGGCUAUCCGUUUUUUCCAUUACUCUCAGGAAAUGUUCUUUACUGGAGUUUGCUAUUCCUGCCUAUCGCAAUCCAUCAUUCUGAACAGAGCUUCUCUACGGGUCAAAUCCUCGUUAGCAUUUGCUAUGAAAGACCAAGGAUAA
Molecule: messenger RNA, 1359 nt
Organism: Haemonchus placei
Lineage: Eukaryota; Metazoa; Nematoda; Chromadorea; Rhabditida; Trichostrongylidae
Source: the annotation of a GenBank genome assembly